This is a messenger RNA of Hyaloscypha bicolor E, 594 nucleotides long. RefSeq lists its product as uncharacterized. The record is from RefSeq and is a predicted model, not a curated record. NCBI's taxonomy places the organism in Eukaryota, Fungi, Ascomycota, Leotiomycetes, Helotiales, Hyaloscyphaceae. Bases 1 to 594 code for a protein of 197 amino acids. The transcript has a single exon.
AUGGCUCCAUUGGAGAUACAAACCUACGCCCUUCAGCGCUGCACCGACUGCACUCCUUCCAUCAACCCAUGCCCUACCUGUCAACGCAAGCACGAAAUCAUUGCUCAAGACCUCGAUACAUUGAAGCAGCUUGAGUGGAGAGAGAUCGAGUUGUUCAAGCAUGAGAAGCAUCACGGUUUUCCUGUCUUCCAGCAAUUGUACGAGAAGGAGCUGGCGAGGAUUAAGGGAGAGCUGGAGGGCUUGGAAGAGAUCGAUACUCUCGCGAAGCACUUUCAGCAGAGUGAGAUUGGUGGCUUGGCAAAGAUGGAGAUACAAGAGAAGCAGGUUGAGGAAAAGAGAAUUGAGUGUCAGGAGAAAGGAGCUGUCGCUCUGGAGAUGGGAGUUGACGCUAUUGAGAAGGGAUUUGAUGCUCUGGAAAAGGGAGUUCUUGAUCUUGAGAAGGAAGUUGUUGUUCUGGAGAAGGAGGUUGAUGUUCUGGCCGACGGCGUUGGAGCUGUAGGCAUGGAGUGGGACAAGUUGGUAGAGAAAUUAGAGGAUUUGGACAGGUGGUUUGAUAUGGAGGACGAUAUCAUGAAGGCGAAGGGUUGGAUUUGA